CAUCGCGCGAAUACGAGCUGUUGGAUCAUUCCACAACGCGACCUCAAGACCACAACUUGAGAGUUCCAAUUGGGCAAAUUUCUGGCGACCAUGCUUAGCCGGGCAACGUUCGCCUCUAUUCGCGCAAAUGCGCUCCGUAUCAAUGGUCAGCCGUGGAUCUCGAGAACGACAACCAAAUGUCCUGGUGCGAUGCAUAGACUGCUUCCGUCCAGAAUCAUGAUGCGGCAUAAGUUCGAUCACGCUGGGCCUAAGCCAAAAGGCAUGGACAAGCUGCGGCAAGCAUAUCGCGAGCAUCCAAUAUUGCUCCCAGCCGGAUUCGCGGCGGUUUUCAUCUCCUUCAUCUUCCUUGGCUACGUUAACUACAUGUACUUUGUCUCAAUAUUCGCCUUCCAUAACUUCCCCGAACCCGUAGCGAAAGAGCUCCGCAAAGCAAUUUAUUUUGACAAGGGUGUUGGCAAAGACCCGAAGAAGGCUUUCCAGCACUACAAAGAAGCAAUAAUGAUUGCGACUGACCUGAAGAUGAACCCAUUUUCGGAAGAGUUCAUGGGAAUGCGCAUCAGAAUGGCCGAAUUUCUGGAGGAGCACAACCAGUAUGAGGCGGCCAUCACCGUGCUUGAAAGAGAGAGAGACUACUGUUAUCAGUUUCUGGAUAAGGCUGAAGAGAAAGGUGACGUCUCGGAGGAGUAUAGAAGCAGGAUCGUGGGGAUGGCAGUGAAGCUUGGAAUAAAGCUGGGGAAGUUGUAUAGCGAAGAUGCGGUCGAUGAUACGGAAGCGGCGCAGGAAGCUUUUGUUUUGGCCGUGGAAACGCUGCUGAAGGAGAACAUAAGACGAGAUCAGAAAGGUAUAACGGACACGGGAGCAAAAUGGCUGAACAGCGAAGAAAUUGGUGCUUCGUUGGAGGAACUAGGCCAUAGCUACUUGAAGACCAAGCAGCCCGAGCUUGCGCUGCCUUUAUUCUUGCAGGCACUGUCGUUAUGCCCACCAAAGUCAUGUCAUGCAGCGAUGCUCAUGAAUCAAGUAUCCGCCUCUUUGUCUAUGCAAAAACCUGGAGCAGCACCCCUUCUUAAGGCCCCCGAGAAGAAUUUGGAUAUGAAAAUGCCCACUGCGAAAGAUCUACAAAAUCAAGCCAGACAAUGGGCUGAGAAGGCUCUAGCUUCCGCUCAAGCACUGGAGCCUCCCGAACGAACGGAAGAGUGCGACAUUGCGUGUGCGGUGAUUACGCACAACCUAGGAGAGCUGGCUAACAUGUCGGGAGAUGUUGUAACAGCCAAGAGAUUGUUCCAGGAGGCAAAGACGUUUUCAAAGACGAUAGGAUUUGAAGAUGGCGUGAAAGAGGCUUCGCAAGCAUUGGCGAGACUUGAAGGACACAAAGAUAUGAGCUGAGCCGGCUCAUAUUUCGUGCGAGUUGUCGAGCGCAAAUACAUUACCUUUGGGGCGAGCAUCAGAGGACUGGAAUCCUGCCUUUUGUGCUUACCACAUGAACGAGAGGCGUAUUCCGUCUUUUAACAUUUCUGAACCUUCCAACACAAAAGUGCACGUACCUUGCGCUGGCCAUUUUGCAACUUGAGACUGCUCCGCAGUCAGGACUGCAAGGUAUUUGUGAGGCCCCUUGAGCUUUGGGUCUGUUCGUGGGAAAGUAGAAACCGUCGAUUCAACGCAUUGUGUCAGGCUGGCUCAGCCUUGUGUGCGAUGAGGGAACAGAAGUGCAGCGUUUGAGUGUGCGCGAAAGGAAUAUGUGUAGAGCCGACAUGGCAUAUGAUGUAAGAAUAGAAAAUGUAUAGUUACAAGAACUCAACUCAAGCCAUGUAAAAAAUUAUGCGUC
Verruconis gallopava is the source of this 1822-nucleotide messenger RNA. RefSeq lists its product as uncharacterized. The coding region runs from base 91 to 1383 and encodes 430 amino acids. Lineage: Eukaryota; Fungi; Ascomycota; Dothideomycetes; Venturiales; Sympoventuriaceae. The transcript has 3 exons. Gene Ontology annotation, biological process: protein quality control for misfolded or incompletely synthesized proteins. Gene Ontology annotation, molecular function: misfolded protein binding. Gene Ontology annotation, cellular component: i-AAA complex. The record is from RefSeq and is a predicted model, not a curated record.